Somion occarium is the source of this 2005-nucleotide messenger RNA. Lineage: Eukaryota; Fungi; Basidiomycota; Agaricomycetes; Polyporales; Cerrenaceae. The record is from the annotation of a GenBank genome assembly.
GUAAGAAUUUGCUUUGGAGUACGGUUUGAACGCGGAAGCUUCUGAAUUCGCCGCUAUCGUGGGAAAUUACAGCGAGCGCUCGGCUACAUAUGUGACUUGAGAGUCUCGUCGAUAUCCAUCUUCUGCUCACAUGCCAGCUAGGUCACGGCGACGCAGAUCUAAUAGCUGAUGCGCGUCGUCCAGUUUUUAUCAUGUUUCAAAUGACAUGGAAACGAAGGACUGCGAUGUUCUUAAUCGAUAUCAUCUAGAGCAUGGACCUAGCGCGCAUCCGCUGGCGUAAGAAUGGAGGUCAUGUGUGCCAUGAUAGUUGAUCCCAAGUUGAUCCAGCAUACUUGGUUUCCAUUGGCAUUCGGAGGUAUGGAACAAGCUUAUGGUAGGCAGUCAUUUCCAGUCAUGGUGUCAGGACGACUCCGCAGACCGACCGCGCACUUAUCAUGCCGAUGCUUCUUCGGUCCUCGUGGAACUUUUAUACGACUUCCUCCGCGUCUUUCUACAAGGAGGCAGCGGCGCUUCGAUUCACAUCGGCUUUAAAGAGACCACUUCCACAACCCAGCUUGCCCGGGUUGCAGAAUGGCCUCAGUCCCUACAGUGCCUGGUGUCUUGGGAGGCUUCAUCGUCUCGGAAUGUUUCGCAAUCCUGUUAUAUGGUAUCAUGGUCGCACAGGCUUACGUAUAUAUGCUAAACUGCAAGGGUGACGGUCCACUCCUCAAGUCUGUCGUAGCAGCAGUAGCCCUGCUAGAAACGCUGCAUACUGCAUUCAUUAUACACAUAAUCUACACAUAUGCAAUUGAAGACUUCGGGAACCUUGAAGCGACCGGUGCGAUUACAUGGAGCACUGCUGUAUGUUCACGAAGUAUUAUUCGAGUCUUUAUGUUGCUGAUUGUCCAACUGCCCGAUACAGUCUUGCGUUCUGAUCGAAAUGCUGGUCGUAGGUCUGGUACAAGGGUUCUAUAUUUUUCGAAUAUGGAUCAGUAUGGCUCCAUAUCACCUAUGCCUCACAAUACUAUACUGAAAUCCUGUUGUGCAGUAAGCGGCGGAUCGCUUGUCCUAACAAUUGUUACGUCCAUUCUGCUAUUUGCAAGAGUCACGUUCGGCCUGGGCACUUCGGCACUUUUGAUAAAGUUCAAGUUUUACAGCACCUUCCGAGCGCAGUUCGGGCCAUUGGUCACAUUCACGUGUGGCUUAUCACUUGCAGUAGCAGUCGAUGUUUUGAUUGCUGCAAUUCUCGUCUACUAUCUCAUCCGCGAUAAGCCUGGAUUCAAAGCUACCGAGAAUGUUGUUCGCACCCUGGUCGUCUACUUUGUGAACACAGGUGUUAUCACUAUGUUGGUCUCAAUCAUAAUUCUCAUCUUCUUCUUUGUCUUCAAGGAGAGUCUUAUAUUUGGAGGCAUGGUUCUUAUCGCCAGCAAACUAUACUCGAACUCGUUUUUGGGAACGUUGAACGCUCGGCAAAUGUUGCGCCGGAAAACCCAGGCUGACGUCCAUAGCUCAGAACUAUCGACCUUCCGUGCAGGAACGCGCCACGAUACCACUCACCCGCCUGACAUUGAAAGCUUCGGUUUCCGACAUACUCAGAAAACCUUUGACUCUGAAGUGUCAAUGACAAGUGCGCCGACUGUGGGCGAAGAACGACGCUUCGAGAAGAGCAGACUCACAGAUGAUUCCCUUUGACCUGAGGUAAACUUGCAGGCUGUUGGCUUUACCAGGACAUUUCAGAUGUUCCACAAGAUGUGCUCGUCGCUCGCUCUGGUUAUGAGGUAGCUCAGGCAAUCAGCCGUAGCCCUCCAUCCCAUUCAAAUCAUUGAUUUUGGACCGGCCAUUUCGAACUUGAUACCUUUUGCUACCUUCAAUUGCUUGCUUGAAAAAAUACCGCAUUGUUCGAAAUGGACCGGUCAGAUUCACACUUGCGAAUGUACAAUAGAUCUAACGUGAAUCCAAUGUCAGCUGGAGCGCUUCGCCGUACUUCAUGAGCGCGAACUUUGAUAUCAGAAUUGGUAACGUAAAG